Molecule: messenger RNA, 903 nt
Organism: Entrophospora sp. SA101
Lineage: Eukaryota; Fungi; Glomeromycota; Glomeromycetes; Entrophosporales; Entrophosporaceae
Source: the annotation of a GenBank genome assembly
AUGGAAACAACAACAAUUCAAAAUAGAACUUUUCAAAUAUCAUUAGACCAACCUUUUGGUAUAUAUAUUGACGACUAUUUUGUAAAAUGGUAUAAAUUUGUUACAGGGAGCAAUGCAGAAGAUUUUGCAUUCAUUCAAGGAGAAACACCACUUUCAACAGUACCUGAAGUUGUCAUUAGUUGUAUUACAUAUUUUGCCGUUAUAUUUGGUGGACAAGUCAUCAUGAAAGAUUUUUCACCAAUCAAACUUAAAUUGAUUUUUCAACUUCAUAAUUUCGCAUUGACUGUUUCAUCAGCAAUUCUAUUAGCUUUGUUCUUUGAACAACUUUUACCUAUUUAUUGGCGUAAUGGAAUCUUCUAUGCAGUUUGUAACAAUGAUGCUUGGACUCAAAAAUUGGAAUUAUUAUAUUAUUUAAAUUAUUUAGUAAAAUAUUGGGAACUUGUUGAUACAGUUUUCUUGGUCUUGAAAAAGAAAAAUUUAGGUAAUAAAUUGUCAUAUAUGACCAUGGUUCUUUGUUUUACACAAUUGGCAGGAAGAACUUCUGUGUCCUGGGUGCCAAUAACUUUAAAUUUAACUGUCCACGUGUUUAUGUAUUAUUAUUAUUUCCGAGCUGCUGGAGGUGCAAGGAUUUGGUGGAAAAAAUACCUUACGACAUUGCAAAUUGUUCAAUUUGUAAUUGAUUUGGUUUUUGUAUACUAUUGUUCUUAUACAUAUUUCACCGCAACAUAUUGGCCUUGGAUGCCUAAUCAUGGAUCUUGCGCUGGUAGUGAAAGAGCUGCAAUCUUUGGAUGUGGACUUUUGAGUAGUUAUUUACUUUUAUUCAUUGGAUUCUAUCGAAAAACUUAUAACGCAAAACCUUCGACAAUUACGAGUAAAGGAAAAACAUCCGUUAAAGCUGAAUGA